This is a messenger RNA of Adineta ricciae, 1545 nucleotides long. Lineage: Eukaryota; Metazoa; Rotifera; Eurotatoria; Adinetida; Adinetidae. The record is from the annotation of a GenBank genome assembly.
AUGCCAGAUUAUUCCAUCGAACACAUCGCUACAGUAUUUCCAAUCGAACGAGAUGCAUUAAAAUCUCAAUCAAACACAGGUCAACGUCGUGAUAUAAUAAAAGACUUCAGUUUAAAUACAUCAGCUCAUGGUAUUCCUGGUAUUGCACGAAGUCAAAGUUUUCACAAUCGUGUCUUUUGGUUGAUUUCAUUUAUUGCUUUUACUGGUAUAAUGUCCUACUUUGUAAUUACAGCAAUACUUGCUUAUUAUAAUUAUCCAACUCAAACAACAAUCGAUGCAGCUGAUCAAUGGCCACAAAUCUUUCCUGCAGUAACAAUUUGUAAUUAUUCACCAUAUCGUUAUGAUACAAUAAUCAAACGAUUUUUAAAUUAUACAAAUUCACUUAAUUUAACAAAUACAAAUGAUACAAAUACAUUUUCGAAAGAACAAGUAUCAUAUAUUUCUGAUUUUGUUCGAUCUCUUAUAAAUCGUAAUGAAUCAUUAAAUGAGUUUUAUUAUCCAUUGAAAGAUAUGCUUAUUAAAUGUGUUUAUAAUGGAAAAAAUUGUUCAGCUAAUGAUUUCGUUUCGUUUAUAUCUUCAAAUUAUGGUUUAUGUUAUACAUUUAAUGCUCAAACAUCAAAUAUAAACAAUGGUGAAUUACAUUAUAAUAAUGAAAACGGAGAAAGUGGUCUUCUUCAAUUAGAUCUUUAUAUACAUAGUCAUCAAUAUGUUCCAUAUUUAUCGAAUUCUGUGAGUAUAGUGACAAUGGUUCAUGACAAUCGAAAACUUCCUCUAGUUGAAAAACUUGCUAUUCGAUUGGUACCAGGACGACGACAUAAAUUAGGUUAUACGAAAACAAUAACGACGUUUUUACCACCACCUUAUACACAUUGUAGUAACACUGUAACUCCAGAAAUGAAAGCUUUGUAUGAUGCAUUUUCUGGUGCACUCUAUGAUUAUACGAUUGAAAUGUGUUUUAUAGCAGUUAUCCAGACUUAUGUCUACGAACAAUGUGGUUGUGUUGACCCAACGGAAUGGGCUGCUCGUUUUGUUCGUCCUUUUGGAAGUUCAAUGGUGAUUCAAUCGCAACUUUGUAAUGUCACUGAUCCUUGUUAUGCAAAUGCAAGUGACAUAUUUCAAAGUACACCAGAAAUAUUUGGAACAUAUGGUUCAGUUUGUGGAUUAGAUUGUUCUUUUAUUGAUUUUCCAUUGAAAAUUUCUUCGGGUUAUGCACCAAUGGAAUGGGAUAUUGAAGAUAUAAAAACAUUUGUUGAAUCCUCAUCAAUUCCAUUACCUUCGAAUUGGUCAACAACGUGGAGAAAUGAUAUUCAAACAAAUUAUGUGGCUUUAGAUGUUGUUUGUGAAUCAACCCGAGUGACAAGUUAUAUUCAACAAGCAUCAAUAAGUGCUGUGGAUGUUGUGUCCAAUAUUGGUGGUCAAACAGGUCUUUGGAUUGGAAUUAGUUUUCUUUCAUUGAUGGAAGUCGCAGAAAUGUUUUAUCGACUCAUUCGACAUCAAGUUCAUCUUUUUCGAAGAAAAUUCAAACAAAGAAAUACGAAACAUUGA